AUGGGAGCAUAUGUAACAGCUGACCAAAAAUGUUGGACAGUUGAGGAUAUCAAAUCAGGAAAAGAUGGGUUUAUCAGUUGUGCAGAAAAAUAUAUCAUCGUGAGGGAUCUUGACACAUAUACAGAGUACAGAAGAGAAGAAUAUUCCUGUCUCAGAGGAUAUUCGGAAAUAAACCAGAUAUUAAACUGCACAGGGCUACGUAACAUCUGUGGUUCAAAAGAUGUAGACAUUUUAGGCAUCAUUAAAGAAUAUAUAGAAUAUUGCUGGAAUGUUGUGAGAGUUUGCAUCAUAUUUGACUGUAUUCCUGCACCUGUUAUGAACUUGAUGAAUAGAAAAGCUAGUCAUUAUUUGACAAAAGCCAAAGGAAGCUAUUUUCUAGCUGCUCAAUUUGCUGGAAUGUUGCGGUGUUCUUUUUAUGGAGAUGUUUCGCAAAUUACUGUUUUCAAAUUGGAUUUGUCAGAAAUUUCGGUUCGAAAUAAAAAUGGAUCGAGGAUUUGGGAAUAUCCAAACAAAUGUCGCUACUGUGAGGUAAUGUAUGACGAAUUUCUAUAUAUGUGUGGUGUAUUCACGUGUUCUAAAAAUGUUAGCCAAGUUGAAGCAAUAGAAAUAUCUAUUUACUCUGGAAAUUUGAGGAACAUUACCGUCAUUGUUGAAGGAGCAGUACAUUAUCAAUGUCGACAAAGUACCUAUGAGCACGAAACAAACGAACAAAUACGGAAAUUAAUGUCAACUUUAAAUGAUGUGAAAAAAUGUGGAUGGUUCUCUAAAGACUUUCUUCCCUGGACUACCACUCUUCUUUCAUCAGUAUUAUCUUUAUUCCUGACAGUCAUCUAUGUCAUUAAGUUUUGUUCUUGGGGAAAGUUUAAGGACACCCCUUCAAAGGCAAUACGCUCUAGCAACCAAGGCCGUUCUAAAAUACACAGAAAUGUAACGGACAAUAACUAUGAGACUCCCCAUCAGUACACGGAGAUACAGGUGUAG
Molecule: messenger RNA, 981 nt
Organism: Magallana angulata
Lineage: Eukaryota; Metazoa; Mollusca; Bivalvia; Ostreida; Ostreidae
Exons: 8
Coding region: 1-981 (326 amino acids)
Source: RefSeq, a predicted model, not a curated record